AUGACGGAAGCUGUGGUACUCGGUUCUGAUCCUCUAAAUUGGCUGGAACAGGUUAAAAAAUGUCGUUAUUUGCCGGAAACCGAGAUGAACAAACUUUGUCGAAUGUAAGUUCAUUUUUAACUUUACUGGACGUUUAGAUCUUAAAAAAGUUGAUUUAAAGAUGCUGAAGGCUUUUCAAAACACUAAAAUUCAGUUUUGACAGCGUUUUGGGAUGAAAGUUACAAAAACUGCUAUAAUUUAUAUUAUUGUAGGUUGCGAAAUCGAAUGGUAAAUAUGCCUUCUGUAGUUCGAGUUAGUUCACCGGUAACCGUUUGUGGAGAUAUCCAUGGACAGUUUUAUGACUUGUUAAGGUUGUUUCAGUUAGGAGGUGAACCAUCAGACAUAAAAUACGUCUUUCUUGGAGGUAAGCGUUUAUCUAUAACAAUAUAUUUGAUUUUUAGGUGAAGAACUACGUUUUCUUGGUAUUUCUUAUUUUGUACAGAUGACUAGUGUUUUAUGGCAUACACAUAUAAAGAUUUUAAAAUUUUGAAUUUCUAUAAUUUGGAAUAGUGAAAUAACGUGAUAUUAUUUUAGACUACGUUGAUCGAGGUCAUUAUUCAGUGGAAACUGUCACAUUGUUGUUCCUGUAUUUCUUGUGCUAUCCAGAUAAUGUAACGCUAAUUAGGGGGAAUCACGAAACAAGGAGAAUUUCAGUUCAAUACGGGUUUUAUGAAGAAUGUCAAGAGAAAUACGGACAUUCUGCUGUUUGGCUAAAUUGCUGUCGGGUAAGUGCAUUAUUUAUAUUGUUUGUGUUUAGUUAUUUAAACGAUAGAAUUGUCUAAUUGGCUAAGCCUUAAUACUAUGACUGUCAUAGUCAUUCUCUAUAAAGUUAUGUUGAGUUAGCCCUUUUAAGCUCCAUUUUAACGUUUGAAGUUUUAUUUAUUACAAUAACGUUAUUUAUUUUUUGAUAAACUUUAGGUAUUUGACAUGCUUCCAAUUGCUGCCUUAAUAGACGAUUCCUACUUUUGCGUUCACGGUGGAAUCUCUCCAAGUCUCCCAACAAUAGAUCACAUUCUGGCUUUGCAAAGGGACGUUGAAGUGCCACUAUCAGGUAUUUUGUCAGACAUCUUGUGGUCUGAUCCGGAUGACACGAUUGGUACAUUCGCUCCUAAUCAACGAGGUGCUGGAUUUGUAAGUUCUUGAUUGUUACUUUAUGUGUGUAUGAGUAUUUUUCAAUUUGGUAGUUCCAACACAUGGAUUAUUAUGUUUUUCAAUUAAUUCUGCGCUGUCUGAUCUCGAAAAUUUGCUUUGAGUGGGGCACAUAAUUAUUUGAAAAACCUAAUAGAAGUGGUUUAAAAGCUUUAAGAAUUAUUUUAGUUGUUCGGAGAACAAGCUGUUGACAAGUUUCUGGACGACAAUAAGGUGAACAUGAUAGUAAGGUCUCACCAGCUGGUAAUGGAGGGAUUCAAGUAUAUGUUCAACGAAAAGUUAGCUACUGUUUGGUCAGGUACGUUUCUCUUCAUUACUGGCCAUACUCGUUUUUUUAUUUUAUGUUGUUUUAUGUCUAAAAAAUGUUUUUUGAGUGUAAUAUCAUGUAUAAUAUCAUCAAAUUAAAACAGUGUCUUUUACCGCUCAAUUAUUGGCUAGAACAAAAAGAAUAUCGUUUUCUUUUACAUUUAAAACUUUUUAUAAAAUAAAAUAAAAUUUUUUACUUAAAUCUUUAUAAACAAUGUCAUUUCAGCGCCAAACUACUGUUACCGCUGUGGUAACAUGGCGAGUAUGUUCAACAUCUCGGGAGUUUGUGAUCCGGUUCCUAGGAAGUUUGAUUGUGCACCAAAUUGGCAACGGAAGAUACCAGACAGAAUGGUCACGCCUUACUUUUUGUAA
Messenger RNA from Bursaphelenchus okinawaensis, 1866 nucleotides. The record is from the annotation of a GenBank genome assembly. NCBI's taxonomy places the organism in Eukaryota, Metazoa, Nematoda, Chromadorea, Rhabditida, Aphelenchoididae.